UCCUGUGAGUGCACAUGUCCAGUCACAUCCCUAGUCCUAAAUAAAAACCACUCAAUGAAAAGCAGGUAGACCGAACUUCAAAUACUAUUUCAUGACACAAAAAACGUGUUAAUCUCUUAUCGUAGAUUUCGUUACACCAAUAUUGAUACUGAUUAGUCCAUCUCGCUUAAUCUGAACAGUUCUAACGGUGUUAGACAAGGACGGGGCAAGUCAGUUUUAGUGUGGUUAAGAAAAAAUAUGUGUUCACGUUCAGUGUUCGUCGGUACACCUGGCGUGCGGGCGCACGGUCGAUAGCGCAUGGCGCGGCACUAGCCCGUUUUAAAAUUCGAACGCACCGAAUAUCGGGACGCCAAUCGCCGGCGCGAAUAUUGUCUCACCCGUCGACGUAGUGAUGUGUGUGUAAAUAUCGACAUCGAUAGCGGUGAUCGUGACAAACAUGAUGACUAUGGACAUCGGGAUGUAUAACAACCAGCAGAAUUAUGGCAGCGCCGAGUUUUACCAGCAGGGAGCAGCAUAUCAGCCACCGUACGAGGGAUACCAUGAGGGGUACUAUGAACCUCCGACUCACUACUACGAGCCGUUGCUGCACUCACAGCCGGGUCAUGAGCCCCCACCUCCCGUGAUCAGUACUGAUACUGGUCUAUGCUACACAAACCUAGACUAUGGUGAACUACAGCAGAAUUAUCAGUUACAUCCAAUUCAGCAUCACCCGGAGCCAUUUAAACAUAGAGAGGAGGUUCGCCACGAGGACAUGCACCUUCACGAGCAUAAAAUAGACAACCAUUACCUAGAGACAAAGUAUAACAUGCACUUCGUGGAUGAAGGGUCGAUGGCGUUCAAUCCAGCUUCUCCUAUGGCUUGCGGAGAGUUCGAUUACCAGCCGAAGGACGAGUUCGGUGGGUUGCGGGAGUUCCGGGACGAUUGCGGGGGCCCGCACCUCCAGCCCGCGGGGCUGCAGCAUCCGCCGGCGCACUCCGCCGUUCCCACUUACAAAUGGAUGCAAGUCAAGAGAAACGUUCCUAAACCUGCAGCGCCAAAGCUGAUGAUUCCCCCGGCGGAGUUCGUCGCGCAAGGCGUCAUGGGCAGCCCGCAAGAAGGCAUGCGCACCCCGACCGGCAGCCAGAUGCUGCCCAACUCCUUGCUCAACCUCAACAACACCGGCCGCACCAACUUCACCAACAAACAGCUCACAGAACUAGAAAAAGAAUUCCACUUCAACAAGUACCUUACCAGAGCGAGGAGGAUAGAGAUAGCCUCCGCCCUGCAACUAAACGAGACACAAGUCAAAAUAUGGUUCCAGAACAGACGCAUGAAACAGAAGAAGAGAAUCAAGGAAGGACUGAUCGUGGCCCCUGAGGUCCAAGCGGCAGUGUCAUCCGAUGUUGUUGGCUCCAGUGAGAACAGUCGAGAAUCGAGUUAGAAUGUGAACUUGAGAGACCUUUACUAGUUUUGUUAGUGUUGAAGUGAAGAAAUUUUAUCUAUUUAAGACUUUGUACAGAGCUUCCUUGUAUUUAAUUGUAGUUUGUGUAAGAUACUAAUAUUCUUUACCACACUCAUCACUAUUUUAGAAAAAUAUCUUAACUUAUUCUGCGUCAUUCUUAACCCUAUAACUCCCAUCGAGGAUAAAGAUUUCUGACUUUUCUAGAAGCUUAAAGUUGAGAGGUUCUAUUCAAAAGCCGCCUUAUGGCUGAACAUUUACUAUAUUAUACUAGUUUUCCGUAAAACAUCACAGCAUUAGAUUCAGGCCAAGCUAUAAAAAUCGUCGUAACUACAACAGCAUGGGAUAAUUUAAUAUACAGGGUGUAAACCUAAUACGGGCGAACCUUUUAACGGUGGUGAGUAUAGGACAUAAAAAAUGGAAUUAGAUAACUUUUACUUAAAAUUGAAAUAUUUUUUUUAUCCAUACAA
Leguminivora glycinivorella is the source of this 1908-nucleotide messenger RNA. Its product is annotated as homeobox protein CDX-1-like. The coding region runs from base 437 to 1420 and encodes 327 amino acids. The record is from RefSeq and is a predicted model, not a curated record. Gene Ontology annotation, biological process: regulation of transcription by RNA polymerase II. The transcript is spliced from 2 exons. Lineage: Eukaryota; Metazoa; Arthropoda; Insecta; Lepidoptera; Tortricidae. Gene Ontology annotation, molecular function: DNA-binding transcription factor activity, RNA polymerase II-specific; RNA polymerase II cis-regulatory region sequence-specific DNA binding. Gene Ontology annotation, cellular component: nucleus.